This is a messenger RNA of Vespa mandarinia (Asian giant hornet), 1207 nucleotides long. It is a transcript of the gene Tcs3, whose product is annotated as Probable tRNA N6-adenosine threonylcarbamoyltransferase Tcs3. NCBI's taxonomy places the organism in Eukaryota, Metazoa, Arthropoda, Insecta, Hymenoptera, Vespidae. The record is from RefSeq and is a predicted model, not a curated record. Gene Ontology annotation, cellular component: EKC/KEOPS complex; cytoplasm. Gene Ontology annotation, biological process: tRNA threonylcarbamoyladenosine modification.
GAUCGUGCUCAUUGGUUGAGUCAAUAACGCUUUCUCAUUGGUAAUCUCCAUUUAAACUUCUAUUAUUCGUUGAAGAUUCACUCCGCUAGAUAUAUAUUAUGACUAAUGUAGAAGGGUGAUAAUUUUCGUUCGUAAUUUUAUUAUUAAAUGUUUGUUAAAUAUGGUGAUAGCUAUAGGUUUCGAGGGUAGUGCGAAUAAAUUAGGUAUUGGAAUUAUACGUGACGAUGAGAUUUUAUCUAAUGUACGAAAUACUUAUAUCACACCACCGGGCGAAGGAUUUUUACCACGUGAAACUGCGGAGCAUCAUCGAAAAUGUAUAAUUGAUGUUCUUAAGGAAGCAUUGUACAAUGCCAAAGUUUCUAUGAAAGAGAUCGACGUCAUAUGUUAUACGAAAGGGCCAGGAAUGGGUGGUCCUUUGACAGUUGCUGCGUUAGUGGCUCGUACUAUGGCUCAGAUUUACAACAAACCGAUGGUAGCGGUCAAUCAUUGUGUGGCACAUAUCGAAAUGGGUCGUUUAAUUACUGGUAGUACAAAUCCUACUGUGUUAUAUGUGUCAGGUGGAAAUACACAAAUUAUUGCAUAUUCUCGUCAAAAAUAUCGCAUAUUUGGAGAAACAAUAGACAUUGCCGUUGGCAAUUGUCUAGAUCGUUUUGCAAGAUUGUUGAUGCUUUCCAAUAAUCCUAGUCCUGGAUACAACAUUGAACAGCUUGCGAAAAAGGGAAAGAAGUUGGCUCCAUUGCCAUACGUAGUAAAAGGAAUGGAUGUAUCUUUCUCUGGUAUUUUAAGUCAUAUCGAGGAACAUCUUUCUAAUUGGAUCAAGAAUGAAGAAUAUACACCAGAAGAUUUGUGUUUCUCUUUGCAAGAAACAGUUUUUGCCAUGCUGAUCGAAAUAACUGAAAGAGCGAUGGCUCAUGUGGGAGCAAAUGAGGUAUUAAUCGUGGGUGGUGUUGGAUGUAAUGAAAGAUUACAGGAAAUGAUGUCAAUCAUGUGUAAGGAAAGAAACGCAACAUUGUAUGCAACUGAUGAGAGAUUUUGUAUUGACAAUGGCGUUAUGAUCGCUGUCGCGGGAUUGUUACAAUAUAAGAAUGAUGGUCCUACCCCUUGGAUCGAGACGACCUGUAUACAAAGGUAUAGAACCGAUGAUGUACACGUUACGUGGAGAACCUAAGAUGUUGAAUUUUAAUAAAAAUAUGAUUAUUUUAUUUUC